UUAUGAGUAUGUAGAUAAUGGGAACUUGGAACAAUGGCUCCAUGAGGAUGUUGGACCUUCCAGCCCUCCUACUUUGGUAUAUUCGAAUGAACAUUAUAAUUGGUACAGCAAAAGGGUUACUGUACUUGCAUGAAGGGCUAGAGCCAAAGGUAGUUCACCGAGAUGUUAAGUCAAGUAACAUUCUGCUCGAUAAGCUGCUUGAUAAGCACUGGACCCCCAAGGUUUCAGAUUUUGGACUGGCCAAGCUAUUGGGCACAGGGAGGACCUAUGUCACAACCCGUGUGAUGGGAACUUUUGGGUACGUGGCUCCCGAGUAUGCUAGCACUGGUAUGUUAAAUGAAUCAAGUGACAUGUAUAGUUUUGGGAUUCUUAUCAUGGAGAUAAUAUCUGGUCGAAACCCAGUUGACUACAGCAGGCCUACAGGCGAGGUUAAUCUGGUAGAUUGGCUUAAGACAGUGGUGAGUAAUCGAAAUUCUGAAGGUGUCCUGGAUCCAAAGAUUUCCGAGAAACCAUCAUCAAGGGCAUUAAAGAACACUUCUAGUUGCAUUGUGGUGUGUGGAUCCUGACUCAAGGAAGAGGCCAAAGAUGGGACAUGUUAUACACAUGCUUGAAGUUGAUGAUUUUCCAUACCGAGAUGUA
Musa acuminata AAA Group (dessert banana) is the source of this 639-nucleotide messenger RNA. RefSeq names its product probable serine/threonine-protein kinase At1g01540. The transcript is spliced from 4 exons. Lineage: Eukaryota; Viridiplantae; Streptophyta; Magnoliopsida; Zingiberales; Musaceae. Bases 18 to 566 code for a protein of 182 amino acids. Gene Ontology annotation, molecular function: ATP binding; protein kinase activity. The record is from RefSeq and is a predicted model, not a curated record. Gene Ontology annotation, biological process: protein phosphorylation.